AUGGCUUCAGCAACGGCAACCGACCUUCAAGCGCCGCCUGGUCCUUCGCCUCAAGCCGCAAAUACCUCGACGAGCACGCAAUUUCCUCCUGUCAACAUCGGCACUCGCAACUCGGUACUCGCUCAGAUCCAAGCUCGGGCAGUCGAGAAAGCUUUGAAGGAUGCAUACCCAGACCGAACGUACAACAUAUGUCCCGUCGUAGUGCAGGGGGAUAGGGACAAGAUCACGCCAUUGCAGCAAUUGAGCCAGGGCGAGAAUGCGAAGAGCUUGUGGACGGGUGAAUUGGAGAGCAUGCUCGAGGCCGGAGACUUGGACAUUAUUGUACACUGUCUGAAAGACAUGCCCACCCAACUCCCAGAACAUCUCGAACUCGGCGCCAUCCUCGAACGCGAAGACCCCCGCGACGCCCUGCUUAUUUCGCCCCGUCUCCCAAAAGACACGACACUAGCGUCACUACCGCAAGGUGCUACGAUAGGUACCUCGUCGGUUCGUCGCGCCGCUACCUUGCGGAAGUUUUUCCCCCACCUGAAAUUUGCCGACCUGAGGGGCAAUGUUGGCACAAGGCUAGCAAAGCUCGAUGCUGAAGACUCACAAUACUCCGCAAUUAUACUGGCGGCUGCUGGUCUGAAGAGGAUGGGUCUCGAAAGCAGAAUCAGUCAGUAUUUGAGCAGCACAAAUGGUGGCAUGCUGCACGCAGUCGGCCAGGGCGCCCUUGCAAUUGAGAUUAGGAAGAAUGACCCAGUCAUGAAGGAGAUUCUUGAAAAGGUCCGGUGCGAGCGAACAACAAGAGCAUGCUCAGCCGAGCGAGCGCUGCUACGCACACUCGAGGGUGGCUGCAGUGUACCCAUCGGUGUCGAGACAUCGUGGCGAGGUGGCAAGGGCCUAGCAAUCGGCGCACAGCCAGCAAGAGACUACGACAAGCAUGGCAACGCCAUCGAAGAAUCAGAACCUGACAUCGACGAUCAAGAGCUAGUGCUAAGGGCUCUAGUUGUGAGUGUUGAUGGCACAGAAUCAGUCGAGUACGAGGCUGCACGCAAGGUUCGAUCAGCAGAAGAGGCAGAAACCAUGGGCCGAGAAAUAGCCAAGAUUCUGAUCGAGAAAGGUGCGGACAAAAUAUUGGAGAAGAUCACCGUGGAGAAGCAGUGGGCUGCGAAGAAGCAAUUGGAAGCGAUUCAAGCCGCUGCAAGUGCCUCAUAG
Messenger RNA from Cucurbitaria berberidis CBS 394.84, 1197 nucleotides. RefSeq names its product porphobilinogen deaminase. Gene Ontology annotation, biological process: heme biosynthetic process. NCBI's taxonomy places the organism in Eukaryota, Fungi, Ascomycota, Dothideomycetes, Pleosporales, Cucurbitariaceae. Gene Ontology annotation, molecular function: hydroxymethylbilane synthase activity. The record is from RefSeq and is a predicted model, not a curated record. Gene Ontology annotation, cellular component: cytoplasm. Bases 1 to 1197 code for a protein of 398 amino acids. The transcript has 2 exons.